Messenger RNA from Haliotis rubra (blacklip abalone), 2100 nucleotides. RefSeq lists its product as uncharacterized. The transcript is spliced from 3 exons. Bases 263 to 757 code for a protein of 164 amino acids. Lineage: Eukaryota; Metazoa; Mollusca; Gastropoda; Lepetellida; Haliotidae. Gene Ontology annotation, molecular function: calcium ion binding. The record is from RefSeq and is a predicted model, not a curated record.
CAGUAGAAAUGUAAAUUAGGUGUGUCCUGUGAUAUAGACGGUGUUCAACAGAAGAUGAACAUUUGAACUAAGGGAGUGAGGAAGCGUGGAGUCGGACUCAGUCAGCUGGUAGGGCUAUACAACAAGUGAACAGAACUACCUCACGUGAAGAGAGUUAGCGACAGUCACAAUUCUAGUGAUAUAGCUGUGGAUUGAUAUUUCACCUGGUCACCGCCAGUAGCAGACGACAUUUUUAACCUGAGUUACCUGAGCGCAUAUUGAGAUGGCCAUCCGAAAAAUUCCGAAAGAAGUCGAGCAGAUGUUUGAUAAAUACGUCACAAACUUCACUCGUCGACUGAAGAAAGACGCCGCUCUUACCAUGCUGGAGAAGGAGUUUAAUCUCUCGGAAGAGGAAGCCGACAUUAUCUUCGGAGUGUUCGACAAGGAUCAAAACAACGAGCUCAGCUUGUGGGAGUUCAAUCAGUUCUACAACACGAUUGGAGGAGAUGCCCACACCUACCUAGCCAUGUUCAACGAACUCCAAAAGGACCACAGUGGGUUUGUGGACAUCGGGCGUCUGUGGGAUGUCAUAAAAGAUAUGAAAACUGGCCAAGGCAACUCCUUAGAAGAGAAAGAGGUGGAGAUGUUUAUCAAGAGCACUGCUGGCCCCGAGAAGCAGAUUGAUCUGCCCAAGUUCAUCAACCUCUUAUGCCGAAUAAAGAUGUUCCGAGGCGGGGUAGAGCCCCACCAGUCAAGGAAUCAGCAGGUGGCACACUAGACUUCUGUGACAAGUGGACAUGAUUUUGAUUUUUGUGAAAAAUGCAUUCGAGGGCACGGAUCUGUUAAAUAUCACUGAUAUUUUGAGGUAUUUUUAAAGUGUAUUGGAUUUCUUUGACCGACUACAUUCGAACAGUUAGUUGAUUUCCUGGGAAACUAUUAGUUUUAUUGAGCAUCAGAUAGCUAUGCGUUUGAUUAAAGUGUAACUAUAUCUCACUACAAAACCAUGUAGACUGUAUAUAUGUUGUCAGUGAUCAAGAUGAGCUUGUCAACAACAAUAACCACAAUAGCCUGUACGAGAUACACACCUAACCAGGGAACCAGUUCAAGAUAGUGAUCACGUUCUUUAGCUGCCAAUUAUAUGUCUUGUAAUGUACUUUUACUUUUUCAUGUAAUGGGAUGGAGGUUGGGUGUCGUAACUCAUACUAUCAACUCGUUUUGAUCUCAGGUUAAGGUGCAUAAUAAUGCAAUUUCAACUGAUGCGGCAGAACACAGGCAGCAUAAGAUACACAUUUAAAGAAAUCGGUUAAAUGUAUUGCAGUUAUGAAGAAACAGGAUAUGUUAUGUUUGUUGCUGUUGCAUAUUUAACCUUCGUCAUUAAUAUAAAUAAUGAAGAUCGGACCAAGUGAUAUGUUGUAUGUUUUCCAAUCAUUUCAUAUAACAUGGAAGGAUUCCUGACUGGUAUAUAACCCUUAUAUUGACACUUGUUCAGUGCAUGUAUGAUACAAUGUGAUGCUAGUCUUUUGGUGACAGUGGCUUUAAGGUGCUGCUGCUGGGUUAUCUCCCAACAUAACAAACAGCACCUGGCUUGUCAAUUUGAUUCUGUCUCUACAUAUAUGAAAUGUUAAAGUAUAACCAUAGACAGAAACCUUUUCAUUAUUUGGUUGAACAUUGGCAAACACAAAUGGCAAACUGGAAUGUCAAGGGAGAUAACUUGUGUCACGUUGAAAUCAAGUGGUUCUGGUGGUUGUAGAAACUACAUUUAUUUAGAUUAUAACCUGCAACUGAAACCAAAUUAGUCUUUAAUGAUAUACAUAUGCAAAAAGUUCUUCACAGAAUGUUCUCUAAAAUGGACACAUUAAGAAACUUUCUGAAUACAACAGAACAACUGAUCCAGCCAUCAUACUUAUGAAACAGGAAAACAAUCAUGCUCAGUUUAAUGUUGACAAAGUUCCUCAGACAGAACAUGGUCUGUUCUGUUUCAUGUGCGAAACAGCGCUAUAUCUCUUAACCAAUCUAUAGACUAAACCAAGUCUGGUGGUUUAUUUCUUGCGUAAUCUAUAUAAAUGACCAGUCUAAAAACUAGUAUCGCUCGUUGCUGUGUUUGUCCUAUAUUUCCCAAAA